UUUGUUUUAAUUUGUAUUGUUGUUUUAAUCUAUGUAUCACUUUUAUUUGAUGUACAUCACUCAGAGCCUGACUUGGGCUAGAAUAGGGUGAUUAAGUACGGUAAAUUCGAUUGAUGAUGAUGAUGACAAUGAUGAUGAUGACGACGAUGACGAUAUUUGUCAUCAUCCAAUAUUUGUCAAUGAUGCCCUUGUGCUAUAAAGGGGUCCUUCUCUUUUCAAAAGAAUAGAUGCACAUUUGAUAUACAAAUUAGCAGUUGGUUGAGAAACCUGUGGCAGACCAUUUUGGUCUACCAGGGCAGCCUAUUGUUGACCUGAAAGUCAUUGUUCUUCCAAAUGAUCUAGCUGCUGAUUUAAAAUAUAUCGGUUGGCUAGAUUGUAUCAUUAAGGUGUUAAACAGCGUUCACACUUUUCUUAGCCACUGAAAGUGUUAAACUGUUUAACAUAUCAUAUCGUUUUCAAGAAUUACAAGUUUAGAUAAUGGUCACUGGGUUUCUAGUGUUACAUUAAAAAGUCACAAGAGCACUUGCGUUUCAUGGGCUUUUUCCUCUUCACAAUUCCCCACCCAUAUUUCUUGUCUGUGUAUAUAUUCCACGGACUGAUGUAUCACUUCAUGGAUCUGAUGAAGUGGGCCCUACCCAUGAAAGCUUGUGCUACAAAGAAUCCAUUAGUGCACAAUAACACUCCCUUGGGUUUGGGGUGUUACAAACUAACAAGGACACUCCCACAAGCAGAAUUCCAUGUACCUCAAAAGCUUGUGAAUCCCAUCUUGUUUCCUUCCUUGUCUGCCAUUUCUAUUGCAUGAUGAUGAAUUAUAUUAAGCCUUUGAGGUGAAUUAGAAAUUGCUAAUUUAGUACCUGAAAAGAACCUUGUCACAGUUUGGUAUAGAAUUUAUGAACUGUUGUUGAAGGAAUGCUGACAUCCACAAAUGUCAUAUGAAACUGAAUUGUAUAUAAAAUGACACAUAUCCUACCAUUCCAUCAAACAAAAUCUGAAGCCUUUUGCCAGCUCAAACAGUCUUUCUUGAACUCAAAGGGGUCUUCCUCCAACAAAACACCCCUUUAUCUAGAGGAGGUGGAAGAACUUAUUCCAGUGUAAGGUCAGCUACUACUCCUACUGUAAUACAAGGAACUGCUCUGAAUUUUUGUAUUAUUACCCCAGCAGUGUUAAUAAUGCAGCCACCAAAUGAGUACCUUUUCAAACACAAAGGAUUCUAUUUCCAACCCGAGUUGGUUACAGCAGAAUACAUAGAUUCACUGGAAGACUUUGAAAUCAGAGACAGUGAUGUAUUUCUAAUCACCUAUCCCAAAUCAGGCACAGUGUGGACUCAGAACAUUUUGAGCCUGCUUUACCAUGAAGGCCAUCGAAAUGGAACUGAGGACACAGACUUACUGGACAGAGUCCCUUGGCUGGAAUACAAUAUCCGUAGCAGGGAUUACAUCUGUCGCCCGUCCCCUCGGCUCUUUGCAUCCCAUCUGCCCUACUAUUUGGUCCCUAAAGGGUUAAAAAACAGAAGAGCAAAAAUUAUUUAUGUGUCAAGAAACCCAAAGGAUGUCUUGGUUUCCUAUUACCAUUUUUCCAAAUAUGCAGCCAAAUUGGAAACAGCUGGAGACUUUGGUAAUUUCAUGGAAAGGUUUUUAGCUGGUGAAGUUCUAGCUAGUUCCUGGCUAGACCAUGUCGAAGGCUGGUAUGCUCACAAGGAUGUCUUCAAUAUUCUCUUUCUUACCUAUGAAGAAAUGAAGAAGGACCUGAGAAGUUCUGUAUUGAAAAUAUGCAGCUUCCUAGGAAAGAACCUGUCUGAGGAAAAACUGCAGGAUAUUGUGGAUAAGGCUACAUUUGAUAAAAUGAGAAUAGAUCCCAGAGCAAACUAUGAGAACAUGCCACCUGAUCUCCUAGAGAAAGGCAAAGGACACUUUCUUCGCAAAGGUACUGUUGGGGACUGGAAAAACAUAAUGACUGUAGCACAGAGUGAAAGGUUUGACAGUGUCUUAAAGAAAAGAAUGCAAAACCUGUCCCUCAGGUAUUACUGGGAUAUCAACGACAACCUUCCAUCUUGAAAUAUGAGAAAUAAUGUUCUAUGUGUAUAUUUAAUCAAUUUCUGUACAAAAUAAAAAUUGCAAUUAGUGA
Messenger RNA from Heteronotia binoei (common prickly gecko), 2124 nucleotides. Its product is annotated as amine sulfotransferase-like. The coding region runs from base 1170 to 2054 and encodes 294 amino acids. Gene Ontology annotation, cellular component: cytoplasm. The record is from RefSeq and is a predicted model, not a curated record. Gene Ontology annotation, molecular function: sulfotransferase activity. Lineage: Eukaryota; Metazoa; Chordata; Lepidosauria; Squamata; Gekkonidae. The transcript is spliced from 6 exons. Gene Ontology annotation, biological process: sulfation.